AGCUGUUGCAAAUCUCAUGGCAGAGAGCACGCAGCUUGUGGGUCCUGCAGUUCCUAGGUCGCCCGAUGCUGGCAUGGCGAGGCCCUUGAACGUAUCUGACGCGCUGGGAUAUCUGGACGCCGUGAAGGUGCAGUUUCAGGACAAGCCGGAUGUGUACAACCACUUCUUGGAUAUCAUGAAGGACUUCAAGAGUCAAGCGAUUGACACCCCAGGUGUCAUUCACCGUGUUUCUACGCUAUUCCAGGGGAACCCGACACUAAUACAAGGAUUCAACACUUUCUUGCCACCGGGAUACAGGAUAGAGUUAUCAUCUGAUCCCAGAAACCUCAACGGCAUCACCGUCACAACUCCUACUGGCAUCAUGGACCCAUUCCACCAGCCAAUGAGGCACCCUCCUCGCGAACCCCAGCACUUACCGAACGCAAUGCCGCCACACUUUCCACUGCAUCCCCCGUUCGCUGGGCAUGCGCCACCACCAAUCCUUCCCGUCGGACUUGGUCCUGGGUCGCGGCCAACGACCCCACUGAACCACGGCAUUCUUCCACACGCGCAGUCUGCUUUCAUGGACGCGUCGCGACCCUACUCUCCCGCCAUGCAAGGAGCUCAUUCUGCUGCCGCGUCCUUUCUGGGAGGACUUGGUAAUGGCCGUACGGUUGAGAAAUCUUCUGUCGGCGAAUUUAACCACGCGAUUCAAUUCCUAAACAAGAUUAAAAUUCGCUACUCCGACGAGCCUGAUAUCUACAAACAGUUCCUGGAGAUCUUGCAGACAUAUCAGAAAGAGCAAAAGCAGCUACACGAUUCGCAAGUGUACGCGCAAGUCGCAAGGCUCUUCCGGGACGCACCGGAUUUGAUGGAGGAAUUUAAAGACUUCUUGCCAGAGGCUCUCGGACAUUCAAUACAGCCGCAAUCCGGCUUAGUCGGGAUUAUGCCGCACCCCGCCGCACCGACGUCACCUCCCACAUGGGAUCUGCCUGACGCGCCGCUCACGGGUAUGGAGAAAGCGACGAAAGCACCGAACAGGCGGCGCAAGCGCGCCGUGGACAAGGAUACAACGCAGUCGAAGGCAGGCGGGAGCAGGGCUGUUAAGCGGACGAAGCUCAAUAAUAAACAGGCGGAUGCCGCAUCACCGAGGAUCCCUCCAUUUCAGCAACGCCUUCCGACGCCUGAGCCCUUACAUCCGUCACAGCGCCACACGAAUGAGGCACCUCAAGUGCAGCAGCACCUUGCGCCGCCAGCAGCUGUCCCAUCUCAGGCCGGUUCAGGAAUGAACGGCGUAUCCCAGAUGUCCCAGCAGGACGAGCUCUUAUUUUUCGACAAAACCAAGAAGACUCUGGAGAGCGCGGGCACGUAUGAGGAUUUCCUUAAGCUUAUUCAGGCCUUCGCAAAGGAGGUCAUUGACACCCAUGCGCUCAUCCAGCUGUCCGGACCUUUGCUUGCGGAUGGUGACCUCUGGCAACAGUUCAAGGAGCUACUUGGCUGGGAUGACAAGAAGGGGAACGUCGAGUACGGGCCUCCAGGGAGUAUACGCACCAGUGCCCCAGACCCGCAGGCUCCUACUUGUCCAGACGACGAUGAAGGACCCAGCUAUCGUCGCCUGCCCCCUCAUGAAACUAAACUCGCUUGUUCUGGUCGCGACCAGCUCGCUUGGGCGGUGCUGAACGACGAGUGGGUCUCUCAUCCGACGUGGGCGUCUGAAGAAUCGGGCUUCCUCACGCAUAAGAAGAAUUCCUUCGAAGAGACAUUGCACCGCAGUGAGGAAGAGCGGCACGAGUACCAGACUCAUAUCGACUCCAUUACUCGCAUCAUUGCUGUUCUCGACCCCAUCAACACCCGGAUAAAUGAGAUGAAGCCCGAGGAGCGCUCGCAGUUCAGGCUGGGUUCCGACCUCGGUGGCUGGUCUCCUGCGAUUUACCAGAAGACUCUGAAGAAGGUGUACGGACGUGACCACUGGCCAGAGAUUUACGUCGGCCUACAGGAAAAUCCCGUAACCGCUGUUCCCAUUGUGCUAUCGAGGCUGAAACAGAAGAAUGAAGAGUGGCGCCGUCAACAGCGAGAGUGGAACCGGACAUGGCGGGAGGUCGAUGCAAAGAACUUCUACAAGGCACUGGAUCAUCAGGGCAUCACCUUCAAAGCCAACGACAAGAAGAAUAUCACUGCCAAGUAUUUCGUACAGGACAUCGAGUUUAUGAAAGCUGCCCAGGUCAAAGAGCGGGAGGAACGGAAGGACUUUCGCCUUCUAGGGUACCAACUUGAAUAUGAAUUUCAAGAUCGUGAAGUUCUCCAAGACACACUCAAGAUGAUCUACUCUUUCUUGGAUCACUCGACAUCGCAAUAUGGCCCUUCGGAGCGGCGAGGCAUUGAAAAUUUCCUCAAGUCCUUCCUUCCCACCCUAUUUUCGUCUUCUUCCCUGGAAUUCGAUGCUCCCGUGAUUCUCGCGCGGCCUCCUGAGAGCGGUACCAGCAAUGACCUAGAAGUACCUGCAGAGGUCUCGGAAAUGAAUGGUCGGCGUUCGGUACCAGGCGCGCAGUCGUCUGGCGUGCCAGCUGGCGACUUACGGAAGAGACUUCUGAAGACGGUGCAGGAGGGCACGUCCAGCCGUGCCGUAAAGCAGUCUCACUCUGGUUCUGUAUCGCCGGUCACGGCGGGCAGCCCGAGGACGCCCAAGGGUGCUAAAUUUCUUGAGGAAGCCGUGCAAGACUCAAAUAUCCACUCUAAAGCCGAGGAUAUGUGGAUUCGCGAAAUACCUGGCUCUGCGCAAGGCGGCGAGGCUGGCGACGCGCCCGUCCAAAAGCGCCCGUUCUUCACGAGCACAACUUUCUACACCCUCCUGCGGCUGAUUCAGCUCAUGUACUCUCGCCUACUAAUAUGCAAGGGGAUUGGCGCAGAGAGUACCCGAGAAAAGCACGCCUCGCUAUUGGCCAACCCUGUGGCUGUCGAGCUGGGAUUGGACGAGCCCAACGGUCCAUCUGUCAUUCUUGCACAGGCCAUCGAAGCUGUGGGCACCACUGCCGACGGCGGUAGCGAAGAGCCCAAUGUGUUGUACCUCUACUUCCUGGACGCGUGCGAGAAAGUCUUCGCCAAUGAAUUGGACCAGGCAACAUUUGAGGAACACAUGCGGUGGUUCUUCCGGACGAAGGCGUACCAUGUCUUCACGCUGGACAAGGUUGUAACGGCGGUUAUCAAACAGGUGCAAACGAUCCUGGUUGACAACAAAUGCCAGGAGCUAUGGGAUCUGCUCGAGAGCAGUCGCGCAAAGGAGAAUGUAACGCUCUACGACAUCAUCAGGUACAGGCGCGAGGCCGAACACCAUGUCGGGUCGGACGAUCAUCUGUAUCGAGUCGACUGCGAUCGCGAGUCUCGGAAGCUGCGCAUCCAGCUUCUGAGUAAGGACGACCCCAGCGCGAACGAGGAUGACUCCACUGAAGGGCGCUGGCGCGAAUAUCUAACAUCGUACGUUCUCCGACAUCCGACGGAGUGGCUUCCUCGGCGGUCUUUAGGGAAAGGGCCCCGACGUGGUCCAGUAUAUCUGAAACGGAAUCUGAUCGAUACAGACGUCGAGAACAGACAGUAUACGAAUGAAGCGGGGCUGUGCAUCCGUGUGAGUUUAGGCUCGUACAGGCUCUUCUAUGAGGCCGGCAAGGAAGACUCUCUGUUCCAGAGACGAAGCCCGAGUGAGGAGGCAACAUUGGCGGCGCGGGCGCUUGCACGUAGCGAAGAGCGGCGGCGGAGCAGAUGGUUAAAAUAGGAGAAUUUGUCUAGGUUUCAGUAUUGUAGCAUAAUUUAAGCUUUUU
Messenger RNA from Phanerochaete carnosa HHB-10118-sp, 3791 nucleotides. RefSeq lists its product as uncharacterized. Lineage: Eukaryota; Fungi; Basidiomycota; Agaricomycetes; Polyporales; Phanerochaetaceae. Gene Ontology annotation, molecular function: transcription corepressor activity. The coding region runs from base 17 to 3745 and encodes 1242 amino acids. The transcript is spliced from 10 exons. Gene Ontology annotation, cellular component: Sin3-type complex; chromatin. The record is from RefSeq and is a predicted model, not a curated record. Gene Ontology annotation, biological process: negative regulation of transcription by RNA polymerase II.